AAUCUGCAUUGGGCCUGUCCGUAGUUUUCCGUUUUUUUUUUCGAUUUUUCUGCGGUGAAAAAUCCUCACCCGUGGAAUCUUGAGUUCUCAACCCUUCUCUUAGUAAGCCAGAACGAUCUCCGGACAAAGCAGGAGCCUCCCUUACAAUUGAACCCACCUUUACCUGUAGAGUUUGAAUGGUCUGUAAAGGAAUUACCGAAGCCUUAAUUUCGUAGAACGGUUUCAGCUUCACUUCACCCUUAAGGAAAUUCUGAUACUACCUUCUGCCCUUUUCCAGUCCUCCGACUUUUAGUACAGAGGUAACCGGUAUCGACGUCAUUGAUACUCCCUUCUCUUCGAUGAACCUGUUGUAACAUCUGAGACUUCAACUGCCGCCCUGAUAGGCUCAUUACUGCAGGGACACAUUAUUUGUUUUGGGUUUGUAGUCUGGUGUUCAGUUAAGGUUAUGAAUCUUUCUUUCGUAUUUGUUGAUUUGUUCUCCUCUCUGCCACAUACUAUUUCCCAUUGCAACUCUUAGCUUCCUCUAUUUCGUAUUUGUUUCUCGGCAUUCCUCUACUUUGGUACUUAGCUUCGACCGUGAAGAAUCCUCUCCACUUCCUCGCGGGCGAAAACUCUGUUGCUUCCAUCCUUCAAUUCUGUUUGCUUGUUUCCUUAGGUUCCAUUUGUUUUACUGUAGAUGGGACAGAAAGAUUUUCAAUUGGACAUGGAAACAACUCCUAACUUGCCGUUGCCGGAAGCAUUUCUUGAUUUUCUAAAGGAGAAUGAUCUUGAUCCUUCAAUUUAUGUUUUGGGUGAUGUGACUCCACGCUAUAUAAGGCUGAAGCCAGGUGGUGGAACUCAAGUUGAAGAGAUUGAGGCUGACAUAAAGUGUAUGCUUGAGGAAGUGAGUUGGUUACCAGGGUUUUUUUCUAUCCCUCCUCAUAUUCAGAUUGCUAACUCGAAGGCAUACCAGGAAGGAAAGAUUUAUGGCAUGGAUGCAGCAUCUGGAGCUGCUGUUUUAGCCUUGAAUGUCUCAGCUGGAGAUCAUGUCCUUGAUCUUUGUGCUGCUCCUGGUGCUAAGCUGUGCAUGCUCCUGGAUCUUCUUGGGUCCUCUGGUUCUGUGACUGGUGUAGAUGUUGCAAGACAUCGUUUAGCAGCUUGUCGGACGAUGUUACAGAAAUAUGGAUUGGGUGACCGGUGCCGACUGUUUGUUGCAGAUGGAACAACAUUUUCCCUCCGACCUCUGAGGGGUCAUUUUGACUUAAAGUCAUAUGGUACCUCUGCGCCUCAGGAGAACAAUGGUUAUUUUAAGGAGUGGACAUCCAAGAGAUCAUGGAAAGAAAGAAAAAUUGCGAGUAAGGCAAGAAUUGGCACUGCUUCAGAGUUAGUUAUAGGGACUCGAGAGCCAGAAAUGAUAUUUUAUGGGAAACAUUCUGGUGUGGUUGGACUUACUAAAAGUGAACUAUUUCAAACUGCUUGCGGCAGUGAAGCCUUGGAUUCUGGCUAUGACAAGGUUCUUGUGGAUGCAGAGUGUACACAUGAUGGGUCAAUUAGACACAUUCAAAAAUUUGAACAUUGGGGCUGGAAAACUCUUCAACGUCGAGUAUUGGAUGCACAGAGAACUGACAAUUUGACCCACCUUCAGUUACAACUUUUGAGUAAUGGUUUCAGAUUGCUAAAGGUUGGGGGGUCGCUUGUUUACAGCACUUGCAGUUUGACAGUAGCUCAAAAUGAGGAUAUAGUGGAGCAGUUUCUUUCACAAAAUGCUCAUGCUGUGUUACAGGAGAUUGAUGCUGCCAAAAGUUGGCCUUGUAGGAGUGGCCGUAUACCAAAUACUCUUCGUUUUGAUCCUUUGACAUCCCAAACCAGUGGGCUUUUUGUUGCGAAGUUCACAAAAUUGGCAUCUUAGUCAAGAUCAUUCAUCUUUCGAAGUACAAUUUCACUUGAAAACCACCAAAGAAGUACCAUUGGUUUCCUACAACUUCCAGGGGUACGUAGUAUCCAAUAUCUGGGAUUAACAAUGGUGGAGUUUAAAUGAAGGGAAUGAAAAAUGGAUCUUCAGACAGAACAUGUUAUCCCUAUAAAGAGGCUUACAACAAGCAUUACCAACUAGAUGAGGGCAACAAAGAAUGACUCUCCAGACUUUUAUUUUAUUUCUACUUUUAGACUUUUGUAUCAUAAUAUGAUCAUUCUUCAUAUUUUAUAUGCAAGUUAAGUUGAUGCUACUUGAGGAACUUGAAUGGAUCCAUUGAACAAUGCGAGUAUGUAGCUCUUUUUUUAAUUUUUUUUUAUUUAUUUCUUUGUACACAAGUACAGUGGUAAGUAGGUCAGUGACAAGGGAGAACCUUGCUGAAGAACAUUGUUACCUUGUGGCUUCACCAGUUUAGUACUGCUUACAUCAGGGAAAGUCAAUAUUAAGAGUGCUAAAGCUUUAAUA
Nelumbo nucifera (sacred lotus) is the source of this 2416-nucleotide messenger RNA. Its product is annotated as S-adenosyl-L-methionine-dependent methyltransferases superfamily protein. NCBI's taxonomy places the organism in Eukaryota, Viridiplantae, Streptophyta, Magnoliopsida, Proteales, Nelumbonaceae. Gene Ontology annotation, molecular function: RNA methyltransferase activity. Gene Ontology annotation, biological process: RNA methylation. The record is from RefSeq and is a predicted model, not a curated record.